UGAGUGAGCAAUACGAGAAGAAAGAAGACGGUGUGAAAAAGUGCACGCGAAUUUUUUCAAGUAAAAAAUUAGCAGGAAGAAUAGAUAAAUUAUUAUUUUUUCAUUGAGAAAUUUAUAUUGCAUGCAGAAACAAAUUAAAUAUAAUAAUGUUUCUAUUUAUUUGAGUGAAAUUAUGUAAAUAAGUAAAAAUAUUAAAAAAAUAUAUGUGGUGUUUGUGUAGUUGGAAAUAGAAAAAAGCUGUUGUUUUACUGGUGCUGUUGCUGCGCUGCUGCUGCGAAAUUGUCUGUUAUAAAAAAUUGUCCGUUUUUCUAUAAACAGAUUAUUUAUUGAUUCAUUAUGAUGGAACUGGAACCACGAGUUGCCUUGUUGCAAGACUUACGUUUACAAACUUUUGAUUCAAUACGCUUUGCUUCGUAUCGUACUGCUUCCAAAUUGCGUUAUAUUCAAAAGUCGACAAAUUUGCAUUUAGUUGAUAUAUGGAAUGUUAUUGAAGCUUUUCGUGAAAAUGGUUUAAAUACUUUGGAACCCCAGAGUGAUGUGAGUGUGGCCCGUUUAGAGACGCUGGUUUCAUCGCUGUAUCAUAAUCUGAACAAACGUUUACCGACUGCACAGCAGGUCCCGGUUGAUUCAAAGGCAGGACUAUUGCUUAAUUGGUUGCUAGCAGCAUAUACCAGUGACAAUUCUGGCAAAAUACGGGUGUUUUCUAUAAAAGUGGCUUUGGCUACGAUGUGUUCCGGCAAAUUGGUAGAUAAAUUAAGAUAUAUUUUUUCUCAGAUCUCGGAUGGUGCAGGUCAAUUGGUUAGCUGGAAAUUGGGUGAAUUUUUAAGAGAGGUGCUUGCUUUGCCUGCUGCUGUGUACGAAUCGCCUACUUUUCACUAUAAAGAGGGAUUGGAGGAACAGAUAUUCUCGUCAGAAAAUAAAGUUACUGUUAAUGAUUUCAUGGCAACACUUAUGUCUGAACCUGGCCCUUCGUGUCUCGUAUGGUUACCUUUGCUGCAUCGGUUGGCUACAGUUGAAACGAUUGUGCAUCCGACAAUCUGCUCUGUCUGUCACAAGGAAAACUUCACUGGCUUUCGUUACCGUUGUCAGCGGUGUCACGCCUACCAACUGUGCCAGGAAUGCUUUUGGCAUGGCAAGACAUCACUGAACCAUCAAAACGAUCACGAAGUCAAGGAAUAUUCAAGUUACAAAUCGCCCAGUAAACAGAUUGGUCAUUCGUUGCGCAAAAGUUUCCGAUGUGUGCCAGAGAAGACGACUCAAGUGUUGCCACGAUUUCCUGAACAGCCGGAGAAGACACUGAAUUUGUCACAUAUUGUGCCACCCUCACCACUGCCUUCGCAUAAUGGUUUCACUGAUCCGACAAUGCUUCAUGGCUUAGGUGGUGCUAUACCAGGAGGUGGGGGCGGAGGUCUACCCAGCGGUCUUAUGUUUGAUCGUUCUAGCACCAUCGAUUCACGAGCCACUGGACGAAGUAUUGACAGUGCGAAUGGUGUUUCAUCAUCGCGGGUGGCGGCUGCAUCAGCAAAUGAUGAAGAACAUCGUUUAAUAGCUCGAUAUGCAGCCCGACUUGCCCAGGAAAAUCGUGCACCAAGUAGCAGCAGUGCAGCCAAUGCCGACAAUCAGCAUCCAAUAGCUUCGGACAACUCACGUGCUCAACGGGAGCUUAUAACACAACUAGAAUCAAAAAAUAAAGAAAUUAUGCGUGAAAUCGCGAGGUUAAGGCGACAACAAGAAGCCGAACAAAUGGCACCUGAAAAUCCUGCUCUAAUUAGUGAGUUACGCGCUUUGCGUCAACGCAAAGGCGAACUCGAGGGCCACCUGGGAGCUUUGCAAGACUCACGACGGCAACUAAUGGAACAACUGGAGGGUCUAAUGCGAAUGUUAAAGAGUCAACAAACUUCUUCGCCCAGAUCCACACCAAAUUCUAGCCCUCGUUCUGGUAAAUCACCUCCCAUGCCUGGAGGCAGUCAUUCGGUUGUAGGCAGUGGUGGUAGCGGUGGUAUAAACACCCUGGGAACAUCUCCAAUUGGUUCAAUGCAUACCCAAUCGUCUGCCCACUCACUAAUGGGCACUGGGAAUGUGUUGCGCGUUCAACAGGCAGCCUCGUUAAAUCAAGGUUCGUUUAAUCCAAAUCAAAUGGAUCAUGUUAGUCCACAAAUGAGUGGCGAUAUGAGAGGAGGUUUUAGCACUAAUGGGAGUGGUAUUAAUCCAGAUGAAGGGUUUCAAAAUGCAAAUUAUGAGUUUUAUGAAGAAAUUUUUGAUUAUGAUCUCAAUCCAUUAUCGACACUUCUUAAUGACUCAAAUACAGACAUACGUCAUAUAGAAGGUGGUGAAUCAGAGGACGAAGAUGAAGAGUAUGAUAAUUUCGACAUGGAUUACAGCUUUGGUCGUCUAAAUCUUGGUGAUAGUGGCAUUUUGAGCCUACAACAACAAUAUGAAACAUAUUUAAACUCUCAACAUGACAAAUGCGACGACCCCGAGGAAAUAAUUGAGUUUCAUCUUGUGAAUGAUACCGACAUUGAGUUAGAUUCCGAUCUUGAUAUUGCCGAAGAACAGGCUAACAUAAAUCGUAUAAUGGGAUAUAAAAACUAUCCAGAAAUCCUAAUCGAUGAUCCGGAUGCUGGUUUUCCCCUACUGCAUGAAAUCGAUUUUGAUGACCCUCAAUCAAUCGAUUGGACGGAUAAGACUAAUUCAAGCAGCAGCCAAUGGCAGGAACAAUUCGCCCAGUGGUCUUUACAUACUCAAAAGAACUAAUUCCAUGUUUAUUGUUAUUUAAAAAUAAAUUAAUAAAACUAAAAAACAACUUAUUAAAUUAUAUAAAUGAUAAAAUUAUUUGUAACUUAGUUCAAAUACAUACUUAAAUAUAUACACAAUGAUAUGAUCUUAAUAUAUAAACAUAAUAUACACAAAAACCUAUUAUAUAUACAUAUGUAUGUAUGUACGCAUGUAUGUAUCUAUUAACAAUUCGUAUACUUAAUUAACUAGAUGAGAAAAAAAAUACUUAUAUACUGAAGAUACUUAACAUUAGUACAUACACAAAACAGUAAUGUGAACUUUUUUUAUUUAAUUCUAAUAAUAUACAUAUAAAUAAUUUUAAUAUUUAUAAAUUAAUAAAGUACUUAGUUUAAUAUUAAAAGAAAAAAUUACCAUAAACUUAAGUUUUAAAUAAAUUUCUAUAGGAAUAUUUCAUACACAUACAUACGUUUAUAAAUUAUUUGUUACAACAUGAAACUAACGUAAUUUAAAAGAUAUUUUUACUUGAAAUUCUUUAACAGAAUCUCUUUGCUUUGUCUUGUCAAAAAUAUUCUAUUUUAUAUAACAUAGUAUUUCUGCAUAUAUAAUAAUAAAAAAAACAAAAAUAAAAUGAUUUUAUAUUAAAAA
Molecule: messenger RNA, 3381 nt
Organism: Lucilia cuprina (Australian sheep blowfly)
Lineage: Eukaryota; Metazoa; Arthropoda; Insecta; Diptera; Calliphoridae
Product: dystrobrevin beta
Exons: 9
Coding region: 337-2754 (805 amino acids)
Biological process (GO): synaptic signaling
Cellular component (GO): plasma membrane; synapse
Molecular function (GO): zinc ion binding
Source: RefSeq, a predicted model, not a curated record